Molecule: messenger RNA, 762 nt
Organism: Caenorhabditis bovis
Lineage: Eukaryota; Metazoa; Nematoda; Chromadorea; Rhabditida; Rhabditidae
Source: the annotation of a GenBank genome assembly
AUGUUGCAAGUUUCAAAAACGAAAUAUUUGAAUAAAUGCUUGCCGGAAAAUUGCGUCACAAAUAGUUUCAAGGCGAUUUCGCAAAUCGCCAAUUGGAAAUCAACCGCGCAAAUUUCGCAAGGCGCUGACAGCGAAACGGAGAAAAAGAUUUCCGCGUUUAAACAAUCAAUUAAAAUUCUCGCAAUGGACAUCGAACGAAUUGAGCAGCAAAAAGUCCGCGAAUAUGAAAUGGAAAAAGCCGAUGAAACGUUUGAGAAAUUGUUGGAAAUCGAGAAAGCGAAAAUGAAUUUGAAAACGAACAUGGGAAUUCUAAAAAUGGAACUAAUCGAUGCGACGAAUCAAGAUGACGCUGAACGAGAUGUUCAUUAUCACUUGGAAGACUUUCGACAUCAUUACAAAAAUUUUCAAAUUUCGCUCGAACAAUUCGAGAAAAGGUACGAUCUACAAAAACAAGCGGACCACGACGAUCUAAUCGAAAAUCUAUUGGCCAUGCGAAACAUUUGCUCGAAAAUUGAUGAACAAGUCGGAACUUCGAACGAUUUGAGCAAAAUUGAGAGCAACAUCGAUAAUUUUAUCGAGGUUGUGAAUAAUGUGGCCGUUAAAAUGGCUGACGGCAAAUUUUCGAAGAAACCCUUCGAGCAACUGAAAAAUGAGCUCGACAAUCUCGUCAAAUCGAUAAGCCUCGAAAAGUCGAAUCACGUCACAAAUGUGCUCGAAAAUGCACGAAUUCUCGAUAACGAAAAAAAAUUCGCGAUUCAAUAA